Salvia splendens (bonfire salvia) is the source of this 1354-nucleotide messenger RNA. RefSeq lists its product as uncharacterized. NCBI's taxonomy places the organism in Eukaryota, Viridiplantae, Streptophyta, Magnoliopsida, Lamiales, Lamiaceae. The record is from RefSeq and is a predicted model, not a curated record. The transcript is spliced from 7 exons. The coding region runs from base 389 to 1060 and encodes 223 amino acids. Gene Ontology annotation, molecular function: oxidoreductase activity.
UUCUGCUUUUUGUUUCCUCCUUUCUUGAAUAAUUAAGUCCACAGUUAUGCUCCUAUGUGUUUUACUCCACUUUUUGAAAGUCAAGCUUGAUUCUUCGAUGUGCUUUCAAAAUAAAACCAUACUAGAACUGUUCUUAAAAUGAUUGAAGUGAUGUUUAUCUAUCUUAUACUAUUAGCAUAUCUAAAUGUUAAUUUUGUGGUGGUGGAGGCUGUAUAAGCACAAGGAAUGUAACAACAUAUGUAGACCUCUUUAUGCGUUGAUAGGCACUAGUUUGAAAAACAAGUUUGUCUAAUUCAUCGAACUCAAAAUCAACUUAUUUUUUGAGUUUGAGUUUGAGUUUGCUGUGAGAAAAGGUUUGGAAUAAAAUAGCCUCAGCUCAGUGUUAGUGAUGAACUGUAUCAGUAGAUUGACAAGGAUGAGCAGCAGCAGCGGGAAGAAACACAUUCAAAUUGAUAUCACCUCCGACAGCGUGUGUCCAUGGUGUUAUGUGGGCAAGAAGAAUCUCGACAAAGCAAUUGCUUCCUCAAAUCAUAAAUACUCUUUUGAGAUGAAAUGGCAUCCUUUCUUGCUGGACCCUUCUGCGCCCAAGGAGGGCGUUGCUAAGAAGGAAAUUUUUGAGAAGAAGUUCGGCCCUCGAGCUCAACAAAUAACAGCUCGAAUGAAAGAGGUUUUUGAGGGUGUUGGCAUGGAUUACGACGUGUCUGGACUUACGGGAAGUAGUGUGGAGAGCCAUAGGUUAAUCUACUUUGCUGGAAAGCAAGGGCAAGAUAAGCAGCAUCAACUUGUUGAGGAGCUAUUCCAUGGUUACUUCACACAAGGGAGAUAUAUAGGUGACAGGGGUUUUCUUGUUGAAAGUGCUAAAAAAGUUGGAGUGGAAGGAGCAGAGGAGUUUCUUGCAAAUCCGAUCAACGGGAUGAAGGAGGUUAAUGAGGAACUCAGGAAGUUCUCAUCCAAUAUUAAUGGAGUCCCUCAUUAUGUGAUAAAUGGCAAGCACCAGUUAAGUGGAGGGCAGCCUCCUGAGGCCUUCCUAAGAGCAUUUCAGUCUGCUGCUAGCAAUUAGCGCCUCAUUUACUGUAAGAGGCGCAGACGAGAGACGUAUGCUGUGUCCACCAUUGUUGUUGUUGUAAUACCAGAACAGACCUUGUCUUUGUCUAGCGUCAGUUGAAUAGAGGAAUGUGUCGCUUGCUUCGCUGUACCAUAUUGUCAUAGUCUAUAUACAAUGAUGAAAUUAAGUGGUUAUAGGUGAACCAAUAUUUAAUCAUGCUUAUUUGCUUACUAGUAUACAACAAAAAUCAAUAUCAAAUGAGUAUAUAUUCACAUUUCAUAAUCAUAAAUCUUUUUAGUUUGCUAUCAA